Messenger RNA from Rhizophagus irregularis DAOM 181602=DAOM 197198, 1637 nucleotides. RefSeq lists its product as uncharacterized. Lineage: Eukaryota; Fungi; Glomeromycota; Glomeromycetes; Glomerales; Glomeraceae. Gene Ontology annotation, molecular function: protein binding. The record is from RefSeq and is a predicted model, not a curated record. Gene Ontology annotation, biological process: endoplasmic reticulum unfolded protein response.
GCCACAGUCAACAAUUACUACUUAUUUUGCCCAAUAAAAAAUAAACACUUCAAUUGUUCAUAAUAAAUAGCCAAAAGUCUUCUUUUUGAAAAUCGAUUCGCUCAUCGUUAUUUCAAAUGUCUGAAUCGAACAAUUCUUUAAACAAAGAACUUUCUUCUUCAAAUAAUACUGGGGGAGAUAAUAAAAUUAGAAUAUUCAUUCGCUCCCCGACAACACCUUUACCUGACGGUUAUUCUAUAUUAACUAAUAUUGAUUCUUCGGUUCUUUAUUUGAAACAAACAAUCUUCGAAACUCACCCUUUAAAACCUGUGGUCAGAGAUCAAAAAUUGAUCUAUAGAGGAAGAGUAUUAAGCGAUAAUGACCUGAUUGAAAGUAUUUUGAAAGACGGACUAGAAACAGACCAAACCUUUCAUUUGGUCGUUAAACCCUCCUUCCAAGCUAUUGCUGAAACGACCGGAAUACCUAUUUCCCCUCCUAAUUCUCAUUCGUCUUCUCAAAACAUUAGAUCUCAAGAUUAUACUCAAUUAUUACAACAGCAGAACGUUGCUGAUAAUGCCCAAAGUACUGGGCACUUUUAUAUACCUCAAAAUUAUGCUCAAUACAAUUCACAGAAUCAACAAUUACCGGCAACUAACCUGCAAUUUCAAUUUCCAAUGGGAUAUUAUUAUGUUAUGAUCAAUGGAUUACCUUAUCUUAUGCCAGUUCAAUAUCCAUUUCCUUAUACGUAUCCAUAUAUACAAACACAACCACAGAUGGGUGGACAAAUUCAACAACAGCCACUUGUUGCUCCAGUGGAAGAACAACAUCAUGAUAAUGCUGCAAGAAAUCAAAGAAGAGCUGCCACGUUGUGGUUAGUUGUUAAACUUGGUUUCCUUGUAUAUAUUUUUUCGCAAAAUGCUAGUGCGGAACGAAUGAUUUUGUUAUAUAUUUCUGCUUUGGUUAUUUUUCUGUACCAAACGGGUCGUUUGCGAAUAGUACGGAGACGCAGAAGAGUUUUAGUACCAUUUCAAAAUGAGUUCUUUGUUCAACAAAUGGCACAAGUUCCAGCUGUCCAUAAUCAGGCAGGAAAUCAACCAAGGCCAGAUGGAAAUCAAAAUAUUUUAAAUCAAAACAACAAUACAUCAUCAUCGUCAUCAUCGAAUACUACUUCCUCCUCAUCAAGUAGUAGUAAUAAUUCUACAGAUAACAAUAAUACACCAUCAACAUCAACAGCCGAACAACAGAACAAUAUGAAUGAUAAUGUAAAUGGAGCAAAUGAGAUUAUCGUACCGCAACAAGAGAAUGGACGAUCAAUUACUUUGCAGGAUAUUGAACAUGCAUUAUGGACCUUUGUGGCCUCUUUAAUACCCACAAAUGUUGCUCAACAGGAAGAAGUUGGGAUGUAGAUAAGGAUAGAGAUAGAUUCAAAGCAUUGCAAUUUUGUUUAAUAAUCAUGCAAAAAAUAUUCGAUUGUACAAUUAUUAGAGAUUGUACAUGAACAAAGAAAUUACAUUCUUUAUUUGUAAUAAGAUAUAAUUACAUAUUAGUUAAUAAUAAAAUUAUUAUAGAAGCAAUAAUAGUUAUUUAUAUUAAAUUAAAUAUAUUUAAUUAUCAUUCAUGACAUUAUAGUAAUGUUUUAUCUGAUCUGUUCUUUGUUA